AACCCGGUUCCAGAUCUCACAGUUAGCCAACCGAACGGCACAUCCGGAGGCGACGCAAGCGAUCCGGACGAUAUGGCGCCGACGGCAAUGAGCCCAGGUUCGAGCGCGGCUGAACGAGUCUUUAAAGAGGUCGUCGAAAAGCGCUGCGUGGUGGUCUACACGGAUAGAGAUGCCGAGCUUCAGAAGAUUAUCGAUACAUUGACGAAUCGAAACGAAACAGUCGAGUUGUUAAAGAUUAGUCGAAUAGCAGCCAAAAACGUUUUGAACGUGGUACAACGCGAGCGAAUGCCACUGGCUUUUAUUAAGGUUUAUAUUUCACUUUCAUUUUCUAUAGUCCUGCUGUUAUUUUACCUCUGA
Messenger RNA from Anisakis simplex (herring worm), 357 nucleotides. NCBI's taxonomy places the organism in Eukaryota, Metazoa, Nematoda, Chromadorea, Rhabditida, Anisakidae. The record is from the annotation of a GenBank genome assembly.